UUCAAGUAGGCACAGAUGAAAAUAAAUAAUUACUUACUAACCUUAGUAUUGUGUGUCGAAUAAUGUGAAAAAAAUCGAGCGAGAAGUGAGUGAGUGAACAGUGGUACCAAAGUCGAAAGUAUUGAUAUUUAGAAACAACUUUUCUGGACGUAUUCGUCAUACUUUUCACAAUCACUACAUUCUCCACCAUAAUGGGCCAGAUCGAUCACACGAAGUUCAAGCUCCCAAGACACGGGUACAGAAACAUGACCCUGACCCGCCGCUUCGAGCAGUCAGGGCCGUUAAGGUUCAAGGAUUAUAUCAUGAAGUUCCACCCAAAUGUGGUCUUCAAUAGAAUUGAGAAGAGGAAGAGAGCAGAAGGCCUGGAGACGUCGGUUAAGGAAGACUUUAAUGAAAUAUAUGAAGGUAUAGACCCCACUGACGAACUGCUCCGCCUCAACCUCGACUCUCUAAGCAGCGGCCGAAGAAAGUGGCGACCAUCAGGCACCCUCAACACAGAAGCCAUGAGCAAGGACACCUUCAGCUUACGGCACCGGCUGUUCGAACUCAUGCGGCACACGGUCUACCGAACCCGGAACAAGCUGGUCAUCAUGCAGGUCCUCAGAGAGAAGUACAGGAACUCCUCACUAUUUAAAAUGGGACUGCUGAUCAGCAAGAUGGAUACCGCAUGCAAGUCCUUCGCAGCGUUCAAUUACAGACUGCUCCACGCCUGCGUGACGAGGCAGCAGGGUCACACCACGCGACACGAGGUGCUAUCCUUCAUGACCGGCGAAGAGCGGCUCCUGAACAAGUGGUUCGAAAUAGACCUGCUCAUCGACUUGGUGCAAGAAAACGACAAAAACGCAAAAGAAACUGUCGAGAAGUUCUCCAAGGGCAGGAAGGAGAAGUGGAAGUUUAUUGAUUAAAGAAAUAAAUGAAGAAUUUAAUACCCUACCUUAUUUUGGGUCCUUAAAAAGCGCUUAAUCUUCUUCUUCUUGUCGUGUCGAC
Ostrinia furnacalis (Asian corn borer) is the source of this 987-nucleotide messenger RNA. RefSeq lists its product as uncharacterized. Lineage: Eukaryota; Metazoa; Arthropoda; Insecta; Lepidoptera; Crambidae. The coding region runs from base 192 to 905 and encodes 237 amino acids. The transcript has 4 exons. The record is from RefSeq and is a predicted model, not a curated record.